AUGACGAAAGCGCAUCUUUUCUUAUCGGCGGUGUUUAUAUUGUUAUCGUUUGCAAUAGCGCUAAAUGCACAAAUUUCAAAUAAAGCAGAGUGCAAAGGAAGACCACUAGAUGUGAUAUUUUUGGUGGACAUUAAUGAACGAAAUACCACCACCGAUUUCAACAAACAGCGGAAUAGAAUUACUGAUAUUAUCAGGUAUUUAGAAAAGGUAUCAGUGGAACGUGAUACCUCGUACGGUAUUAUAGCAUUUCAUCAAUACCCCAAUGUUUUACUACCAAUUGUAUCACCAUUUGCUUCUCGACCUAGAAAGGUAAUAGAUUACAUCAAUACACUGAGCGCUCGUACCGAAUUUGACAGCUCACCUGCACAAGCAUUUGAAUUAGCUACACAGCAGUUUAUCAGUAGCCAUCGUCCUACCUCGAACAAAUUAAUCAUCUUAGCUCAUGAUGGUAUAUCUGCUGAUCUGAUAGCUGAAACAGUGGAAGCUAGAAAUAACUUAGAGCGCAUUGGUGUGGCGCUAUUUGCUAUUGCAUCAACAAAGAAUGCAAAUCUUCCGGCUCUUAUAGGUUAUACUACAAAUCGUAAACAUGUAUAUGCGACAGAUUCUGAUCGUAAUGUCUUUUUUGAGGAGUUAGGAAAAACGAUUGCUCGAUGUAUGCAUUUUUCCGAAUCAUUCGAUAGAAAUAGUAAUAUAAACGAUACAACUUUGCAAGCAGUUUUGCAUGCAGCAGUUCGAAUGCAUGGAACAGAAGAAGAAGGACGAAAAAAGAAAUCAAAUUUAGAAGCAGCGUGUAAAGCUAACAAAGUAGAUAUUAUGAUUGCUUUGGAUUCAAGCGGUUCUGUCUUUAAUGUGUUUGAGGAUGAGCGCAAAUUGGUACAUGAUUUAAUUAGUUCUUUGAUACCAGCAGCACUAGAAGAUGGACGUGUCCAGGUAUCUGUGAUACGUUUUGCAUCAUCAGCUGAUGUAGUAAUUCCAUUUAAAAUUAAUCAAACUCCUAAUGAAAUUAUGGAGAAAGUGAAUAAAAUCAAAUUUACCGGUGGCAGUACAAGAAUAGCAAAAGUUGUCAACUUAGCUGUCACAGAUUUAUUACGAUGGCGGAGAGAUGAUGCAAUUCAGAUAUUCAUUUUAAUAUCGGAUGGAAAUGGACAUGAACUUUGGCAUGUGGCGCAAAUGGCUGGUAAAAAUUUACAAAAUGCAAAUGUUGAAGUUUUUGCUGUGCCAAUAAGUCGAGAUCAUAACUUAAAUGAGCUAACACUCUAUACAGGUGAUAUCAAUCGAGUCUAUGUUGAGGCAGAACAAAAUCGAUUUGUUCGAACAAUUUCUUCACUAAUUAAUCAAUGUGUAGGAGCAAACUUACCUGUAGCAAAUGUCACGGAAGGAAGAUUAAGCGUACUUGAUGGUGACACUAUGACUGACGUAAAUUUGAAGUUACAAAAUGAAUUAGCCAAGGAUUCAAUUUCAAAUGUAAAUUCAAAUGCUAAUUCAAAUUUUGCAAAUUCAUUGGAUGAUUUGAAUUUGUCAAUUAUUAAAGCAAAUAAUACUGAAAUGCUAGCAAAUAGCAAAAAAAGGAUCAAUGAAAUUGUGGAAAAAGAACGAAGAAAUGAAGAAAGUAUUACUGCUAAGAUCUUUCAGCCAGUUGCUAAUUUGGAUCUUCUUUUUGCCAUUGAUCUUUCGCCUGCUUCAUCUGAUGAUUUAAAAAAUCAAUUAAAAUUAGCAACAGAAUUGGUUAAUAAAAUGAUCGAUAAAGAUAUCAAUGAAGAGCGAAUCCGAAUAGCUAUUGUAACUUUCAGUCAAGAAGCAAAAUUAAAUCUAGAAUGGGGCAAAGCGACAACCAAAAAACAAAUUCUACAACAUUUCAAAUCUAUCAAAUAUACAAUCAAUAAUUCUUCUUUGGUGAAUGGAAUCACAUUACUAACUCAGUAUGCCGAAAAAUCUCGACGACCAAAUGCUCAACUAAUAAUUAUUUUGAUUUCCGAUGGUAGUAAACAAGAUUCAUGGCAUUCUAUCAUACAAACUGCCAAAAAAUUGCAUGAAUUACACGAAACAAUUACUUAUGCAAUAACAACAAGUAAACAAUAUAGAUUUGCUGAGCUGGAAGCUUUUACAAGAGAUAAAUGGAAAGUUUACGUAGAUGGACGUAUUAACCAAUUCAUUACUGAUACAAGUAAACAACUAAUAAAAGGUAAAAUAGAUGAGACUGAUGAGCUGAUCGAUAUCAGAUCAUUACCAAUUAUCGAAUCUAUUCAAACUCACAAUGAUUCCAUUGAUCUUAUCGUCUUGGUUGACACAUCAAUACUAGCAGAUGAUGAUUUCGAGAAUUCGAAAAAUUUUUUGCGAGAAUUACUUCGAAGUUUACAAAUGAUUGAUUCUCAAUCACGAAUUCGAAUAUUGCUUGUAACAUUCAACGAUAAGGCACACGUUCAAGUGGAAUUGAACAAAUCAAUAAUAAAGGAAAAUAUUUUGAAUAUUGUGGAAAAACUUCAAAAUAAAUAUAGCAAUGUAUCAGUAUCAACAGCUGUGAAUGCUGCAUUACAACAAAUAAACAUUCCUGAUGAAAAUUCUCGACAACACAUUUUUAUAAUUCUUACAGAUGGUAGUACGAAAGAUUCAAUAGAAACAAUCUCUACAACUACUGCUAAACUUCAACAAAUAGGCGCAACGGUAUUUGUCAUUCCAAUCACAAAUAAUUAUUCAAAAGAUGAACUUUCAUUAUAUGCUAGUAAUCAGGAUACAUUUAUAAUUAAUGUUGGCAAUUACAAAAAGAAAUUCACAAAAUACAUACUUUUGAAUGGAAGCAGUUCAGUGAAAAAUGAUUUUAUUGAAAAACCUACUGUUACGACAUUUUUUAAUGAUGAACUUCAAAUUGUAACAAAUAAACCAAAUAUGAUAGUGAAAUCAAUUAUGGAAAAUGAAACACACCAUUCCAUCUUUAAUUUCGAUCAACAUUCUGCAAAAAUGAAAACGAAGAUUGAAAUUGAAGAUCCUAAUUGUUUGGUGGAUCUUAUAUUUAUUGUGGACACAUCGCAAAGUGUUGAGAAAGCUUUUCAAAAACAAUUACAAUUAGCUGCAACAUUGAUAGAACAAAUUCCGCCAUUAGCAUUCAAUGAACGAAUUCAUGUUGCUGCUAUAUCAUUCAGUUCUAAUGCUCAAAUUAAUUUUCAAUUUAAUGAAUUUAACAGUCAAAAAGAGAUAUUAAACGCUUUACUUUCAUUCAUUCAUACCGGUGGGAAUACGUCUUCAGUGAAUGCUGUUAACUUAGCUAUCAAAGAAAUUCAAGAAAGAGGACGAGAAAAUGUUAGAAGAAUGAUUGUACUUAUAUCGGAUGGUUAUAGUCAAGAUCGUUGGGAAGAUCUUUUAGAUGCAUCUGAUCGUCUUCAUGCUAUCAAUGCUAUCAUUUAUGCAAUUUCUGCUGAUUCUAAUUAUUAUUUCCGAGAAUUAGAAUUGUACACAAGAAAUAAAUGGCUAGUAUAUGUGAAUGAUAGUGAAAAGCAAUUUCUGGAAGAUGCAACAAUAUCGCUACUCAAAUGUCAAGAUCCCUCUGCAUCAAUUUUCUCAUUACCUGCACAGAUGGAAUUGAUGACAGAAUUGCCUAAAAAUGCUGAAAACAAAAAGUUAACGGAUGAAAUAGAAUUAACAAGACGAAAAUCUUCAAUUGAUGAUAUUAAACAGAGAAAUAGUAGUAGUGUAAAUCAAGAAGAGAAUCAUUUGAAUAAAAGAGAAGAAGAAUUUACUACUCCAAUGAAUGAUGGUAAAUUUAUGGAAUCAAAACAAUUGGCAAAAUCAUUGGAAUCAAAGAAAUGUAAAUAUUCAAAAAUGGAUUUGGAAAUAAUUUUGGAUGCAUCUAGCAGUCGUCAACAAGUCUUUGAACAUCAACGUGAAUUAGCUCUUUCACUUAUUGAACGCUUACCCAUUGAUGCUGACGAAACUCACGUAGCAGUGGGUAUAAAUUCAUUCACUUCCGUGCCUACGUUACGUCAAACACUUGGUUUGGGUAGGGAUAAACAGAUGGUACGUCGUGCAAUUGAAGAUAUCAAAUACAAUGGUGGAAGUACUUUUACUGCUCAAGCUGUUGAAUUAUCAGUGCAAGAUUUGCAGAGAGGAAGAAGAUCGGAUGCUAUACAAGUUGUUGUUUUGAUGAAUGAUGGAAUGUCACAAGAUCCAUGGGAGAAGGUACUUGAAACAAGUAAACUUUUAAAAAAUACUGGUGCAGAGCUAUUUGGUGUAGCACUUGGUGAAAGUAUUGAUUUACGCGAGUUAAAACAUUAUAUUGGUGAUAUAAAUCGAAUUUAUAGAGAUAAUUCUACCGAAAGAUUUUUAACGGAUAUAGUCUCAUUGCUUACUGGUGGAGAAGAAUGUAGUAAAAAGAUUGAUGCUGUAAAUUUGAAUAAUACAAAAGUGCUAAAGAAAAAUUUGAACAGUCAAAUUUGCACUACUCCUAAUUUGGAUAUUAUUAUUCUAUUUGAUAAUGCUAUUAAAAAAAUCAAUCAAAGUGAACAAUCGAUCUCUUCCAAUCGUUAUCUUUUAUUAGAUGUUCUUGGAUCGUUACCAGUGAUAAAACAUAAUGAUCCAGUGAAGAUCACCGUGAUAACAUUUAGCAGACAACCGCAAUUGGUGGUUAGUAUGAGUGAUCUACAGAAUAGAGAAAGUAUUUUCACAAAAAUGGAAUCAAUUAAACCUAAAAUUGGCAAAUCAUCUUAUGCUAAGGCUAUUAAUUUUGCACUACAGGAAUACAAGAAAGGACGUAAAGAUGCCCGUGGUAUGCUUAUUAUUGUUGGUGAUGGGCAUUCAGAAGAUAAUCCAAAGGAGCGUAGUAAUGCUAUUAAGCAUUUACGUGCUGCAAAAAAUCUUAGCACAUAUGCAGUAGAUAGUGGUAAAUUGAUAAAUGUUGAAAUAUUAUCAAAAUAUACAAAUUCAUCAGAUAAUGUCUUCAAUUAUGAUCGUAAUGCUGUAUUUGCUAAAGUAAUAUUUGAUGCUGUUGAAGCUGCUAAUAAAGCUCGAUGUGCUCGGAUGUCAUCACAUGCUAAUCAAUUUUCUACAAUAACUACUACUACUACAACUACUCGUAGUAGUACUUCUUCUGCACAUAAAAAUCAAACUUUAGAACGAAAAAAAGAUAUUGGUAGUAAAUUGGAAUAUAAUUUUAAACGAUUCGAAGGUGAAAAGGUUAUUAUCAAAGAAGAAACUACUGUAGCAAGUAUUGAAAUUUCAAAGCCUACAACUAAACUGAAAAAAUCUACAACUAAACGAAAUAUUACAAAAGAGAAAUCUAUCGCAGUGUUAAAUAAAUUAGAGAAAAAGAAUGAAACAUUAUUAUUGGAUGGAAAAAAUUCGAAAGAAAAACAACUAAAAGAAAUAUCAGAAAAUUUACAUCGUUCUACUCAAACAACUUCAAAUUUCAAUUUCAAGCAACAUUCUUUAAGUACCACUUUUAAACCAGAUGGUACUACUACUACUACUAUUCCAUUACCUGGUUGCGAGAUUGAUGUUAUUAUGCUUAUCGAUUCAUCAGGUUCGGUAGAGAAAACAUUUAAUCGUGAGAAGGAACUUGCCGCAGAAAUAAUAAAUCGACUUCGAAUAGGCGCAAAUAACGCACAUGUAGCAAUUGUUAAAUUUGCAGCAAAAGAGAAAGUAAAAACAGUUUGGUCAUUUGAUAAGCCACAAGAGAAAGAAAAAGUGCUAAAAGUACUUCAUGAAAUUUCUUUUAGCAGUGGUACAACAGCAAUACAUACUGCACUUUUACAGGCAAUAACAGAAUAUUCAACAAAGAAAGGUGCAAGACCAGAACAAGCAAUACCACUUGUAAUUAUAUUCACCGAUGGUUUUGGACAAAAAGAUACUACAGAAGCAGCUAGUUUAUUAAGAAAUUUAAUUCCAAAUAUAUUUGCUAUUGCAAUUGGUAGCCAGCAUCCGGUGAACGAAGAAGAAUUAAUAAAAAUUGCUGGUUCAAAAGAUCGAGUGUUUAUGGAUAAUGAUACCAGAAAAUUGUUUGAAAUGCUAGAAAGGAUCCUUAGGACAUGUUGA
Messenger RNA from Brugia pahangi, 6021 nucleotides. Lineage: Eukaryota; Metazoa; Nematoda; Chromadorea; Rhabditida; Onchocercidae. The record is from the annotation of a GenBank genome assembly.